Schistocerca serialis cubense is the source of this 1535-nucleotide messenger RNA. RefSeq lists its product as uncharacterized. NCBI's taxonomy places the organism in Eukaryota, Metazoa, Arthropoda, Insecta, Orthoptera, Acrididae. Bases 3 to 974 code for a protein of 323 amino acids. The transcript has 6 exons. The record is from RefSeq and is a predicted model, not a curated record.
CCAUGAGGAAUGCAGCCGUCCCUGCGCUGCUGCUGGUGGUAAUGGCCACGUCGCUGGGAACUGCCUUCACCGACUCUCCGCCCCGCCCACCACGGCCGCCGCCGCCGCCCACGGGCCUGGAGCCGCCCCCGCCGCCUCCAGGGUUCCAGCUCCGCAGCCACAAUCUGCCGUCGCCGCCACCGCCACCGCCGUCGUUCCACUCGGGUGGCGUGCCGUUUCUGGAGUAUGGACCGCCCCCUGACAGUCGAACCGCACCGCCCCCGCCGCCUCCGCCGCCUCUCGAGAAGCGACUGAAGUACGUCAGCGUAGCAAAGCCCGUCGUCAAGUUGUCCACGACGCACGUGGCUCGGCUGCCGCCGCCCCCAGUGCCCGCGGCUCCGCCGAGCCCGGAAGCGCGGCCGCCGCCCCCGCAGAAGCUGCACGUGCUGUACGCCCCCGCGCCCAUCGCGAACGCUCCUCCGCCCCCACCGCCGCCACCCUCGCCGCCCACGCUGCCGCCGCCCAAGUACCAGACCGCCAUGCCGCUGCCACCGGUCACACCGCCGCCCUCGCCGCCGCCGCCGUCGCCGCCGCCUCCUCAGAAGCCCAAGCCGCCUGUGCGACCUCACCUAGUCUACGGGCCGCCGCCAGAGUUCCAGACGGAGAAACCCAGCCUGCCAUCUCCGCCGCCUCCACCGCCCCCGCAGCUGCCAGUGCGGCCAUAUGAUUCUGCAGAACAGACAGCUAUACCAGAGCCACCACACCGGUUCUCGCUGCCGGCGUCAGAUCACCACAAGAAGAGGCACUUCGUCAAGAGGGACACCGACAACGCCAUCACCUCCUUCCUCUACCGCUUCGUCGACGACGGCAGCGCUUUCGACGAGCGAGGCCAGCUGAAGCUGAACGCCCACGACAAGACGCUGGGCAGCUACGCCUACCGCUACGUCGGCACUGACGGCGUGACCGUCGACGUGUCGCGAACACCCGCCGCCUAGCCUGCGAGGUCGCUGCGCCGGGGUCUGCACACCCGUCCUGGAGGAAACUUCCUCCUCCAGUACCAGGAACAGUGUGCUAGCGACUAUAGAGGAGACAGUUAUCAUUCUGUGGACUUUACUGUGGUCGUCACCUACUGCUCUUUACGAAGAACGUAUCAAAUCUGAUCUUUCCACGCAGCGGGGAUGCGGAAGACUGCAAAGGUUUACAAACGUGCCACUAAGUGCUUGCAAUUUUGAAAAGAUGCGCAUCUGAAACUAUGUGAGUAAUUGCACCUAAAGAAGGUUGACCGUAUAUACAGAUUAAAGAUGAUAGUAAAAUUAUAUUUUCCUUAUAAGUGAGAAAAAUGAAACCAUACUCUUCACAAAACAUUGUUGCAUCUCACUGUUGAGUUGCUAUAAUAAUACUCUGCGUUUUCUAACAGGUUUUAGUACUAAAUAUAUUCAAUGCAGUAAUAUUUUUGUAGCUUACUCAUGUGAGAAAUUAUCUGGAAUAAGAAACAAUCAUUUCUUUUGUCUAUAUUUGUGUAUGUCAUUUGAACUGUUUAUGUUACUAGGGGUGGA